Messenger RNA from Caenorhabditis remanei, 1107 nucleotides. RefSeq lists its product as uncharacterized. The transcript is spliced from 7 exons. Lineage: Eukaryota; Metazoa; Nematoda; Chromadorea; Rhabditida; Rhabditidae. The coding region runs from base 1 to 1107 and encodes 368 amino acids. The record is from RefSeq and is a predicted model, not a curated record.
AUGCAUGAAUUGAUGUGGAGUGAGGAACUUCUUGAUAUUCUCAAGCCUCUCGAUUGGCAUGGUGAUUGGCCCGAAAGUCGGAGAACAUGGAGAUACACAAGAGUCGACUCUUUUGAUGGCGCAGAGCUAAAUAUUGAGAAAGAAAUGAACAUAUUGCUAGGGAAAAACGGUGAAGCAGGCAAGCAGGAUCACAUCAAUGGGCAUGAUGACGACUCGUUCGGCAUUAUGGAGUUUCUCAACCCGCUUCAGAAAUUCUUCGCGUGUGCUUUAAUAAAUGAUACGUCAACCAAUCUAGCAGUGCAAGUUUGUUUGCUAGGACCACAAGGGAGAGUGGCAUUGUUUGAUACGAGCAAAAAUCAAUCUAAUUAUGUUCCCGGUUCAAAGUGUGACAGAAGAUAUAAGAACGACAAAAAAUUGUGUGUUGCUCUUCGCCGAUGGGAUGAAUCUUAUCAAGGAAGUCAGGAAGACUUUGUUGAAGACGUGAAUCAAAUAAGAAAGCAAUAUGCAAAUAAAUUCAGCGUUCACAAUAUGCAUCAAUUGAUUUGGAGUGAAGACUUGGUUAAAACUCUUGAAUCCUUCGAAUAUACAAACCCGCGGCCAGAUGCACCACAAACAACUUGGAGAUACACGGCUAUAACAACUUACAGCGAAAAACCUUAUAUUGAAUAUGAACUGAAAAAGUUCUUUGAGGACAGUGUAGAGAGUCAGGAGAAACAAAUCGAUGAACAGGUUGACAAAACUGUUUGGUUACUGGAAUUUCUGAAUCCUCGUCAGAAGUUUAUCGGAUGCGGCCCGAAACCCGACGGGAAUCGCAUGGUUAUAGUCUGCCUAAUGGGACCAGAAGGUAACUAUACACACCUCAAUUCCACCCGUCUAUCGAAUGAUACUCCUGAACUAGAGUGCGAUGAUGGUUAUAAACAAUAUAAUGGUUUAUGCUCGAUUCCAACCACAACAACAACUGAAAAACCAGAUGAACAAUCCUUCAAUCCUGAAAAUCCUCCACAAAAAACCAAGCCAACUGCAGCACCUCAAGUGGCAAGUGCGGGAAACCAGAUUCACAAGUUUUAUGUCGUCAUUUUCGUGGUCUCUUGGCUUUUUGCGUUUUGA